Messenger RNA from Nerophis lumbriciformis (worm pipefish), 3057 nucleotides. Lineage: Eukaryota; Metazoa; Chordata; Actinopteri; Syngnathiformes; Syngnathidae. The record is from RefSeq and is a predicted model, not a curated record.
AUGGAAGCCGCCCCGGUCAAGGCCAAGCCGCAGGGCCGCCUUCUGGUGUCCACGCAGCUCGACGCCAAAGACGAGCUGGAAGAGAAACUGGAGCGUUGCGUCGGAGUGGUGCACUCCUUGACCAAUGGCCUUUCCGAGAGAGAAGCGAACGACGCCCUGACGGCCAAUGUGUGUAAAGGCCAGCAACAGCACGAAGAGGUUUGUCUCGGUCUCUUGGCGCUUCUUCUCACCGAGCCGGCGCAGGCCCAGAGGUGUUACCGAGACCUGACCCUGGUGAACAGAGACGGAAUGAACGUGGUCCUGGUCAAGAUCAACCAGAUCCUAAUGGAAAAGUUCCUCAAGCUGCAAGACGUCCCCAGAAAGCAGUUGGUGUGGCUGGUCAGAGAGUUGGUGAAGAGCGGCGUGAUGGCGACGGACGGCGUGGUCAUGACGCUGCUCAAGCAGAUCGCGGGAGGCGACGUGUCCGCCAAGAACUUGUGGUUGGCCGAGAGCGUCCUGGACAUCCUGCUGGAGCAAAAGGAGUGGCUGGCGAAGAGCGGGAUGCUGAUCGCCAUGUCCGUCUACACGUACCUGCGGCUGAUCGUGGACCACGGCGCCCCCAACCUGCUGGCUCUCCGCCAGAAGGAAGUGGACUUUUGCAUCGGGAUGCUGCGGGAAAAGUUUUUGGAGUGCGUGAUCAUCGGCCGCGAUUUGGUGCGCCUGCUGCAGAACGUGGCUCGCAUCCCCGAGAUGGACCUCCUGUGGAGGGACUUGCUCCACAACCCUCAAGUCCUCAGUCCUCAAUUCACCGGCGUCCUCCAGCUGCUGACGGCCCGGACUUCCCGAAAGUUCCUGGCCUGCCGUCUGACCCCCGACAUGGAGACCAAGCUCCUCUUCAUGACCUCCAGGGUCCGCUUCGGGCAGCAGAAGCGCUACCAAGACUGGUUCCAGCGCCAGUACCUGUCCAUGGCGGAGAGCCAGUCGCUGCGCUGCGAUCUGAUUCGCUACAUCUGCGGCGUGGUCCACCCGUCCAACGAGGUCCUCAGCUCCGACAUCCUACCGCGCUGGGCCAUCAUCGGCUGGCUGCUCACCACCUGCACGUCCAACGUGGCCGCCUCCAACGCCAAGCUGGCGCUCUUCUACGACUGGCUGUUCUUCAACCCUGACAAGGACAGCAUCAUGAACAUAGAGCCGGCCAUUCUGGUGAUGCAUCAUUCCAUGAAGCCUCAUCCCGCCAUCACGGCAACACUGCUGGACUUUAUGUGUCGGAUCAUUCCUCACUUCUUCCCUCCGUUGGAAGUUCAAGUUCGUCAGGGCGUCUUCAACUCGCUCACGUUCAUCAUGGAGAAGCGAGUGCUGGCGCACCUGGCGCCGUUGUUCGACAAUCCCAAGCUGGACCGAGAACUUCGCUCCAUGCUCAGAGAAAGGUUUCCGGAGUUCUGCGGCGCCCCCUCGCCGCCGACAGAAGUGAAAAUGGAGGAGAUGGCGUCUAUGGAGAUGGAGCACAUGUUGGACAAGGAAGAAGGUUGCUACGACAACACGGAAGCCGCCUUCAGCGACGACGAGGAGGAGGUCAACAGCAAAGGAAAGAAGCGCGAGUUCCGCUUUCAUCCCAUCAGAGAGGCCGUCGCGGAGGAGCCCGCCGACAUCACGCCCUGGCUCCACCAAUUGGAGGACACCAUGAGGGACAAGGUGGUCCAGCUGCAGAAGUCCAGCGAUACGGAGACGCAGUGCGAAGUCAUGCAGGACAUCGUGGACCUCAUCCUGGAGGAGGACUUUGACACGGAGCAGAUGUCGGCUUUAGCCUCCUGUCUGGCGGAAAUCUUCAAAGAACAUUUCCGCGGGGACGUCCUCCCCGAAGACAUCACCGACGAGUCUCUGGAGGAGUCGGUGUGCAAGGCGGUGUGUCUGGUCUUCCGCAACUUGGUGACCAUGCAGGAGGACAACAGCGGCUUCUCCGUUCUUCUGGACAUGCUGGCCGAACUUUACCAGAAGCAGCCCAAGAUCGGUUACCACCUGCUCUACUACCUCAAAGCCAGCAAAGCGGCCAACGGCAAGAUGAUGCUGUACGAGUCCUUCGCUCAGGCCACGGCGCUGGGCGACCUUCACACGUGCCUCAUGAUGGACAUGAAGGCGUGUCAGGAGGAUGACGUCCGAUUGCUCUGCUACCUGACGCCCUCCAUCUACUCUGAGUUUCCGGACGAGACGUUGCGAAGCGGCGAGCUGCUCAACAUGAUCGUGGCAGUCAUCGAUUCUACUCAGUUGCAGGAGUUGAUGUGUCACGUGAUGAUGGGCAACCUGGUCAUGUUCCGCAAGGAUUCGGUCCUCAACAUCCUCAUCCAGUCGUUAGACUGGGAGACUUUUGAGCAGUACAGCACGUGGCAGCUUUUCCUGGCGCACAGCAUUCCCCUGGAGGCCAUCAUACCCAUCCUGCAGCACCUCAAAUACAAAGAACACCCCGAGGCCCUGUCCUGCCUGCUCCUGCAACUACGGCGGGAAAAACCCAGCGAGGAGAUGGUGAAGAUGGUUUUGAGCAGGCCUUGCCACAGCGAGGACCAGUUCACCACCAGCCUCCUGCGCCACUGGGCGUCCAAACACGACGACACGCUGGCCGAACACAUCAAGGCGCAGCUCAUCAAGAACAACAACCAACCGCGGAAGAGGCAGAGUCUCCGCAGCUCCAGCAGCAAACUGGCUCAGCUGACCCUGGAGCAGAUCCUGGAACACCUGGACAACCUCAGGUUGAGUCUCAACAACACCAAGAACAGCUUCUUCAGCCAGACGCCCAUCCUGCAGGCCCUGCAGCACGUUCAGGCCAGUUGCGACGAAGGACACAAAAUGAGGUUCAGCGACCUCUUCGCCCUGGCCGAAGAAUACGAAGAUUCGCAGGCCAAGCCGCCCAAGUCUCGGCGCAAGGCGGCCGCCACUUCGCCGCGGUCCAGGAAAGGCGCGGCGCCCCCCAGCAACAACGAGGAGGAGAGCGCGUCCAGCAGCGCCUCGGAGGAGGAAGACUCCAAGCCCAAAGCUCCCAAGAGGAAGAGGAAAUGCUCGUCGGCCGUGGCGUCGGACAGCGACUGA